AUUUUCACGUUUUUCAGAGAGAAAUUACUUGUGGAUCUUUUUUUCCUAAAGGAUACAGCAUUGGUCACCUGAGCGUCAUGGCACCAUGGUACACAGAGUGGUAGUGCUGGCUGAUAUCUCCCUAACUGUAUUCCUGCUUCCUCUCCUUUUGCAUGGUCUGGAGAUCGUGGACCCAGGGCAAGUCAUCUACAAAGAAACAAGGACUAAUGGAGUGGUGGACAAAGGAGUGAUUCUGGAAUGUGGGCCUACUCUCCCUGAUGUCUACAUUUGGAGUUUUACCAAGCCAGGCACUGAUACUAUUCGAGCCGUGGUGUAUAACUUUGGGAAAGGUCCAAAACUCCAGCAACUGGCCAAAGAUUUGGGUGACCUAAACGUCAUCAGUAACAGCGCCUCUCUGUCCAUAACGAAGCUUCCUCUAGCAGCAGAAGGCUUAUACACCUGCCAGGCUCUGUACGACACAGCGGAGGGAGCCAAGCUUUACUAUUACUAUGUGUACCUGCGUGUUUUAGUGCCUGUGUCCAAACCCUAUGUCCAGCUGAGUGAUUCCUCGCCUGUAGAAGGCGCAUCAGUGUGGAUGCGCUGUGGACUGGAGAAUGGCACAGGCCCAAUUCACUAUGUCUGGGAACAGGAGGACCAUAGUGGGCAGGUCAGCAUACUGGCAGAGAGUGACAGCAAUCUAAUCAACAUCACCUCAGUAAGCCGUAACCAUACGGGCUGGUUUAAGUGCCUGGCCAAGAACGAAGUCAAUCAGCAAAGUGGUGACCGCAUCUGGAUGGACGUUAUAUUUGGACCAGAUCUUCCUCAGAUUGAUAUAACACCGUAUUCAGUAACGGAUCGAGGAUACUCAGCUCUAGAGAGAGAGACUGUUUCGCUUCUAUGUCAAGCUUCCUCCAACCCUCCCAGUCAGUAUGUCUGGUUCUACAACAACUCCCAGGUCUACACUGGACCACAGCUCACCAUCACCAAGAUCCUCCGAAUGCACACAGGCUAUUAUGCCUGUCUUGCUCAGAACACUUAUCUGAAUACACGUUCCAAGAAAACCAUCACUCUCACCGUCUACUAUCCACCAGAUGGUGUGCCAUCUUGUUCUAUCUUCCCAACUAAUAACUACAAUGACUUAGCUCUCAUCUGUUCCUGGGAGGGGGGUUACCCUUCAGCUACCCUCAACUGGAGUCCAUAUGUGAAUGGAGACAACUCACAGGGUGUUUAUAACAUAACUCGGAUUCAGCCAGGGACUCAAACGGCUAACAACUCAGUAUUCACCUGCUAUGGCUCACAUGUGGCACUUUCUUUAUCACAGCGCUGUAGCACCAGGACAUGGUUGCCGAAUGAAGAACCCCAGUGUUCUGCAUAUGCAACACGUAAUAAUGAGUACCUGAUGCUGUCUUGCUCAUGGGAGGGUGGUUUUCCUCGUGCUCUGCUGUGGUGGGCUUCUAGUUCAGGAGAUAUGCAGGGCACAUCUGAGGAGAACUCCAACAUCCUAGUCUUGCGCUCCAGCGCCACCUACAGUGGCAAAGCAUUUGUUUGCCAUGCCAAACAUCCACUUGUUAAAGAGAGCAAGCAGUGCGUGUUAAAAUUGGAGGCACCAGUUUUGAUGACUCAGCGCAGUGUUGUUUCAGUGUACGAAGGCAAUGAUGUUCAGCUGACCUGCAUCCUGAGCAAAAACUAUCCUGCAGUCACAGAGAUUACGUGGUACAAUAAUAUGAAACAAAAGGUGGGUGACAGUGACACACCCAAGAAGUAUGUUCUUCAGCAAGCUGCAGCCUGGUCCAAUCUGACUGUACGGGAAACAGAUGGCAUGAUGGAUGGUGGACAGUACUGGUGCUCUGCUACCAAUGCUGUAGGAGGCGCAGAGAUUCCCAUCUUACUGGUGGUACUUAGGUACCCAAUGCCUCCAAAUGUCACCAUCACUAAGAUUGUGUACAGCAGUCGUCAAAGGACUGAUGUAAAUUUGGAAUGGUUGAUCCUGUCAGAUGACGACUUUACUGGAUUCUUCAUAGAGCGCCAAAAUUUCCCAUUACCAAUGUGGCAAAAAGUGGUAGGAGAACUGGACCCCAGCAGUCGAAGCUACCAGAUCACCAACCUGGAUCCUUCUGGGACAUAUUCAGUUCGAAUUACUGCUGUCAAUCGCCGCACGAUUGGACACCCCUCAGAGGUCAAGAGUCCAGCUCUGCCAGGCUUUAAUGCUUAUCCUGCGGUUAUCGGGGCAGCUAUUGGAGGCAUGCUUGUGGCAACGAUUGCUACAGUACUGCUGUUUAUGUAUGUGGUGAGGAAUCGCAACAACAACCCCCGGCUUCAUGAUUUAAUAUUUGGCAGGCAAAAUAGCCAGUCUAGAGAAAAUAUCAACUACCCUGAGGAUGAGGUUGUUGGUGGAUCAGAAGCAGAUAGCACUGGAGGAGAAACAAGUCAAGGACCAUCUGGAUCUGUGGUGUUGCCACGACCUACAGCAACACCCACAAACCUCCCUCCAGGGGACGAACCCGUCAAUGUCACGAUCACUGUGAUGGCCUCAAGCUAGAACCAUUAUGGAAACCAAAAGUUUUGAUUUGAUCUGACAGCGAUAUUCAAAUAAACCGAAAGUGAAAUGAGGAUAAGUUCUACCUGAAGGAUUUACAGUGUUGACACAGAAAGGACACUGUUUAAAUAAAAUUAUAAAGUAAAAAAAAAGUAAAAAAAUUUAAAGGUCAGGUUUAUUGGCUCAUUAGGACACCAUCCCUAUUAUGAUACUGUACACAAAUAUUAUAUUACUUGCGAAAUUUAUUUACAAUUAAGAAAGGAUUACUCAUUAAAUGGUUCUGGAAUCUUUAAAAAAAUAUAUUAAAAAAAGUUAACAAUCGUGUUUAUUAUACUCUUGAAGCUGAACUAAGACAUAUGUUGGGAAACUGAACAUUUGUAAACAAUAAAGUUAUUAUUUUCUGAUUUCAAGUCUUUUACAUUUCAAGUCUUUCACACCUAUGCUAAAAAAAAAAAAAAAAAAAAAA
Molecule: messenger RNA, 2981 nt
Organism: Silurus meridionalis
Lineage: Eukaryota; Metazoa; Chordata; Actinopteri; Siluriformes; Siluridae
Product: V-set and immunoglobulin domain-containing protein 10-like 2
Exons: 12
Coding region: 86-2518 (810 amino acids)
Biological process (GO): cell-cell adhesion
Cellular component (GO): cell-cell junction
Molecular function (GO): cell adhesion molecule binding
Source: RefSeq, a predicted model, not a curated record